UGCAGCCCCCGGAGCCGGGGCGAAGGCGGGCGCGGGGCAAGCCGGGCCGGAACCAUGAACCGGAGUUUCCACAAGUCUCAGACCCUGCGCUUCUACGACUGCAGCGCCGUGGAAGUCAAGAGCAAGUUUGGGGCUGAGUUCCGAAGGUUCUCCUUAGACCGACAAAAGCCGGGGAAGUUUGAAGACUUCUACAAGCUGGUCGUACACACCCACCACAUCGCCAACACCGAGGUGACCAUCGGGUACGCGGACGUGCACGGUGACCUGCUGCCCAUCAACAACGAUGACAACUUCUGCAAGGCCGUCUCGAGUGCAAACCCUCUGCUCAGGGUCUUCAUCCAGAAACGAGAGGAGGCGGAGCGCGGCGGUGCGGCCGCGGGCUCGCUGUCCCGGCGGAGGAAGGCGCUGGCGCUGCGGGAGGACGGGCCCCGCCGGCGCGCUCCGCUGCACAUCGGCCUCCCGCGCGACUUCCGGCCCGUGUCGUCCAUCAUCGACGUGGACAUCCUGCCCGAGACGCACCGGCGCGUGAGGCUGUACCGCCACGGCUGCCCACGGCCGCUGGGCUUCUACAUCCGCGACGGCACGAGCGUGCGGGUGGCGCCGCAGGGGCUGGAGAAGGUGCCGGGCAUCUUCAUCUCGCGCAUGGUGCCCGGCGGCCUGGCCGAGAGCACCGGGCUGCUGGCCGUGGACGACGAGGUGCUGGAGGUGAACGGCAUCGAGGUGGCCGGCAAGACGCUGGACCAGGUCACGGACAUGAUGAUCGCCAACAGCCACAACCUCAUCGUCACGGUCAAGCCGGCCAACCAGCGCAACAACGUGCUGCGCGCCGGCCGCGCGCCCUGCGGCCCCGGCCGCUCCGACGGCGCGCACGGCGCGGUGGUCCAGCGGCUGCUCAGCUCGCUGCGCGCCGACCCGCGCCACAGCCUGGAGCUGCCGCCCGGGGGCGUGGAGGAGCACGGCCCCGCGGUCACGCUGUAGGGCGGCCGGGCCCCGCGGCCCCGCAUCGUCGUCUCAGCUCGGGGAAGGAAAGCGAACCCUCCGUGCGGAGAACGCGCCCGGGGCCUGAAGGACGCGCGGGCCCCGGGGCCUCUGCGAAGGGACGGGAAGGACCUGACCGCGCGCAGAAAAGACUUCUUCGAAAUUGUAAACAUCCUGCGUUUUUUCAACGAAGCUUUAACAUUACUUUUCGGGAAGAGUCGAUGCAGGUUUUUAACGGACGCUGCGCCCAAACGCCCCGUCUGUGGGCGCAGCGUUUGCAGCCGCGGACUUGCGCGGACCCCGCCGCCGGGAGCAGGGACUGUGCCCUGAGGAACUGGGACACCGGAACCUUCGACGGGAUGACGGAAGACGCACUUCAGGUGUUCACAGUCUUUAUGGCCCUGUUGCAAAUAGCCACGUGGGUGCUGAAGUCCCAGGUCACUGUCCUGAAAGGGCGGUGGCAGAGGGGACAUGGAAUGUCCUCAGGGCUGCUGGUAAGUGUCGCCGCGCAAUGCUGGGCAAGCCCAGGGCCCACUUCCAGACCCACCUCUGAAAGCUCAGCCAUUGGGACGUCAGGUUCUGUUACCUUUGUUUUUAAAUAAUGUCACAUGGAACGUGAUGAUUUUAACAAAUUCAUUGUCACUUCUCUUUGAUUCUCUAGCAGUAUUUACAUAUUGAGUAAUUUUGAAUGUUUAUUCAUGUUUAUACCAAUUAAAUUUUAUAUGAAAUGUAUUUUGUUUGAAACCAGUGUGGAAGCAAAAGUGUUACACUUAUAUUUUGAGAACUAAACUCUGACCAAAUAAAGCUUUUGUAUGAACACAGGUAAAAAUAUUUUUCUAGGUGCCUUUCUACACAGCUGCUUCUCUGAGGUGCGGGGCCCCCUGCUGGACGGUGGCAGAACUGUCCUGACUUCAUGGCUGUCAAGCCCGUACCAGAUGGGAAACUGCCUUUCCGUGUUUUCAUUGUCUCCUGAAUUCGUUAAGUGAAAAGCAAAUUGUUUUCCUUUUGUGCAGAAACUAUUUAUUGUUCAGAAAUAGCUUUUACUGAGUAGUUGUGGUUUCCUGCACCUCUGUUUAUUUUGUUAUUUGAAUGUCAGUUUUGUUCCUAAGCAUUGGGAAAACCAAAGACGUUUCCUCUUGGAGGUCUGAGCUCACACUUCCAAAUUUGUGAGCUCCAGGAACUGCACCAGCAUUGUGUGUGGCAGCCCAACAGUCAGAAGUUGUCUUUACUACGACGAGUAUUACAGAAGCAGAAUUCUAGUGCUAACUUACUAUCACAGCAGAAAUGUUCCUUUACUAAGUUAUUGCUGGUUAAUGAGUGUGUUGUUAAAUAACUGAGUCUGUUACCAGGAAGGAAAAUUAUAUUUCUUACCAUGUUUUAAGUUGUCAAGCAAAUGUGAAUAAUUUUCUUACAGAACAAAAGACAGGCUUGUUCAGAUUUGUGCUAUUGUUCAUAAUUUUAGCGUCGCGAGCUGCUUGGAACACCUGCUUCAGUGUACUUUUCUACCCAAGUCUACAGUUCUGCCAUUUCUUUCUUUAAAAAAAGACACAAGCAAUGUUGUAUUACAUGGUAAAGUUUUCUUGGUUUUAUAUUAUCAAAGA
Hipposideros armiger (great roundleaf bat) is the source of this 2579-nucleotide messenger RNA. It is a transcript of the gene PARD6G, whose product is annotated as par-6 family cell polarity regulator gamma. Gene Ontology annotation, molecular function: protein binding. The record is from RefSeq and is a predicted model, not a curated record. Gene Ontology annotation, cellular component: apical plasma membrane; cell cortex; nucleus. Gene Ontology annotation, biological process: establishment or maintenance of cell polarity; regulation of cellular localization; centrosome cycle. NCBI's taxonomy places the organism in Eukaryota, Metazoa, Chordata, Mammalia, Chiroptera, Hipposideridae. The coding region runs from base 55 to 978 and encodes 307 amino acids. The transcript is spliced from 4 exons.